Molecule: messenger RNA, 648 nt
Organism: Talaromyces amestolkiae
Lineage: Eukaryota; Fungi; Ascomycota; Eurotiomycetes; Eurotiales; Trichocomaceae
Exons: 1
Coding region: 1-648 (215 amino acids)
Biological process (GO): glycine biosynthetic process; tetrahydrofolate biosynthetic process; folic acid metabolic process
Cellular component (GO): mitochondrion
Molecular function (GO): dihydrofolate reductase activity; NADP binding
Source: RefSeq, a predicted model, not a curated record
AUGAACUUUUUCGCUCGCGUCACAUCACGUCCUCCCCUGCUAGAACAAACCAGCUCGGAAGUUGAAACAACGAAGGAGGGGGAUAGAAGGUUAAAUGCGAUAAUCAUGGGCCGAAAGACGUAUUACUCCCUGCCCAAGAGUCUUCGACCCCUCAAAGACCGACUAAACGUAAUCAUAUCGCGGGACGAAUCCGGGUCCGUGGCGGCGGAAGUCGAGAAUGAUCUGGCAAGACAGCAAGAGAAAGCGCGCAAUGAUGGCAGGGAUGAUAAAAGAGAUGCGUUGGUAGCGCAUGGUCUAGAGGUUGCGCUGAAACAGCUUUUGGGGCAAAGGCAGGAUUUGGGGCAUGUUUAUGUUAUUGGUGGUGGGGAAAUAUAUGAGUCUUCCUUGAAGUUGUCGUCGUCGGCUUUGACGGAGUCGAAGAUUGUGCAGAGGAUCUUGAUGACUAGGGUCAAAAGAAGGGAUGGAGAGGAGUAUGAGUGCGAUACGUUCUUCCCACUUACAGAUGAGGAUUUGUCGAGCGCGGAUAAGAAGGGUUGGCGACAGGCUGGAGCCGAGGAGGUGACUGGUUGGGUUGGGGAGAGGGUUGGCGAGGAGUGGAGUGAGGAGGGUGAGGUUGCGAUUAAGAUCGAGGGUUACGAGAGGGCUUGA